AAUAAAAAGAAUAUGACUUUUUUGUUGAAGAGAUCAAUUGUCUUUCCAAGAUCACUUAUUUUUGCUGUUGUAAUCAUUAACUUUUUCUCUGUGGGUAUGGCAUUGGUAAAGGAUAUAUCUGACGUUGAAAGAGAUAAAAUAUAUGGCAUUGAUACUUUUUCAAUACGUUUAGGUCAAAAACGGGUAUUUUGGAUUUGUGUUUUCCUUUUUGAAAUGGGUUUUGGAGUUGCCCUCUUGACAGGAGCAUCAUCUUCCUAAUACCUCUAUAAAAUUAUCAUGGGUCUGGGCCAUGUUGUUCUUGAUUCAAUUCUCUGGUACCAAGCCAAAUCUAUAGAUUUAAGCAGCAAAGCUUCCACUAGAUCCUUCUAUAUGUUGAUCUGGAAGUUGUUGUACGCAGCGUACUUCCUCGUGGCUUUGAUUAGAUAAGGAUGUUUUGAAAGGUUAAAACAAUAUUCAUACCACAUACGACAGAAUUUAAGAGACAUGUCUUGCAUCUAAAAUUUAUUAAUACAAUAAAGACUAUAAAAAUGUAUUCCCUGAAUAUUAAUUUUUGUGUCAUUAAGAUCUUUCUUUAAUUGUGAGAAUACUUUAUAUGUGUUCACAUGAAGACAGACUUCGAUUCUACUAUCAAAUAUUCAUCAGUUGAAGAAGAGAGACUUGCUAUAUUAUAAUUUUUUAGGAAAAGAAUAGUACUUUCCAACGAGAAAAAAAGAGAAUAGUGACAGUAAAAGUGUUUCUUUGUGUUGCAAAUUAAAGU
Molecule: messenger RNA, 757 nt
Organism: Glycine soja
Lineage: Eukaryota; Viridiplantae; Streptophyta; Magnoliopsida; Fabales; Fabaceae
Product: glycinol 4-dimethylallyltransferase-like
Cellular component (GO): membrane
Molecular function (GO): transferase activity, transferring alkyl or aryl (other than methyl) groups
Source: RefSeq, a predicted model, not a curated record